Molecule: messenger RNA, 2160 nt
Organism: Henningerozyma blattae CBS 6284
Lineage: Eukaryota; Fungi; Ascomycota; Saccharomycetes; Saccharomycetales; Saccharomycetaceae
Gene: YVC1
Product: Yvc1p
Exons: 1
Coding region: 1-2160 (719 amino acids)
Biological process (GO): transmembrane transport; monoatomic ion transport
Cellular component (GO): membrane
Molecular function (GO): monoatomic ion channel activity
Source: RefSeq, a predicted model, not a curated record
AUGUCUAGUCAUCAUGGUCAUCAUGCGGAUCCAAUACUCCCAGUCAACAGUAGUGAUGUAAGCAUCACGGAGAAUUAUGAGGAAAUAAGUUUUUUACCACCAAAUUCUCGUCAGGUAUUAAGAAUUGCUUUAAAUUUAAAAUACUUGAUUGAUAAAGCUAUUCCUAUUGCGUAUAACGAAGAGUUAGUAUUAUGUGAACAUUCCAGAAUUUUAAAUGCAAAUGUUAUCAGAUUAACAAGGGAAGCCUGUGGUGGAGACCCAUCAGACCCUCACAGUUUGAGAAAAUAUGAAUCAGUAUUGGUAUUUUCUCUAUUAAAAGUUGCUAAUUGGUAUGAUGAUUUAUCUUCUCAAGAAUUACAUAAUUCUGAACUAUAUAAUUUGCGUUCCACAGUAGCUCAACAAUUAUGUAAAAUUAUCAUUGAAGAGGAGGAAAGUGAGAAUUUAUACUUUAUGAUGUUAAACAUGUUAUUGCAUCGUUACACUAUUAAUGAAAAUGAGGUGGAUUCAGAGCCAACUAAUGCCUUGGAACUAGCUACCGAUAUGCAUUACACCAUUGUUAUUGGCUCAUCAGGUUUCCAAAGAUGUUUGAAUUGGUUAUGGAGAGGUUGGAUUGUUCAAAGUAGAAACGAUCCAACCAUUUUCAUUAAAGAAAAUUCCAUCUCUUCAACAUUAUUUUCAAGACAUUUCACUCCAGAAAGAAUUAAAACUCCACAAUAUCAAAAUAUCAUUCAAUUGUUAUUUUCCGUACUUUUCUUAUUAAUUUAUACAAUUAUUGUCAACACCAAGACAUCAGAUGAAAUUGAACCUAUCGAUAAAAUUGAAGCCUUUUUAUAUUUUUUCACAAUUGGUUAUAUUUUGGAUGAAUUCUUCAAAUUUUACUACAUUGGUAUGGCAUAUUUACAAUUUUGGAAUUGUUUCAAUGAUACAUUAUAUCUGAUAAUUAUAGUUUCCAUGAAUUUAAGAAUAAUAAGUAUUUAUUGGCCAAUGUCACCAGAUUCUACCUAUGAUAAUAAACAAUUAGAUGUAAUUUCAUAUAGAAUUCUGGCUUGUGCAGCACCUUUUAUUUGGUCCAGAUUAUUGUUAUACUUGGAAUCUGAAAGAUUUGUUGGUGCCAUGUUAGUUGUAUUGAAACAUAUGAUGAAGGAAUCAUUAAUAUUUUUCGUCUUACUUGGAUUAAUCAUGAUUGGGUUUUUACAAGGGUUUCUUGGUUUGGAUUCAGCUGAUGGGAAACGUGAAAUUACCACAUCUAUUUUAUCCAAUCUAAUUAUUACGGUGUUAGGAUCUGGUUCAUUUGAUGAAACAUUUGAUAAUUUUGCACCACCGUACGCAGGGAUCUUAUACUACGGUUAUUGUUUCAUUGUGACAACAAUAUUAUUGAACAUCUUGAUUGCAUUAUAUUCUAAUGCUUAUCAAAAAGUGUCUGAUAAUUCUGAUGAUGAAUAUAUGGCGUUGAUGUCACAAAAGAUAUUAAGAUUUAUUAGAGCACCCGAUGAGAAUGUAUUUGUUCCACCAUUAAAUUUAAUUGAAUUAUUUAUCUCUAAACCAGUGAUGAAAAUUUUAAUGGUUCCUGAUCAAUGGUACAAAAACUUAACCAAUUUCAUCAUGGUUAUUAUCUAUAGCCCAUUUUUGUUUUAUAUUUCUAUAAAGGAAAUUAAAAUUGCCAAGAGAGUUCAAUAUAAUCGUAUUAAGAAAUUACCAGAUGAUGCCAAUGAAAUUGAUGUCGCUUGGGAUUUAACUGAUGGUUACUUAGAUAAUGAUUCAAGUUUAAUUGGACUUGCUGAAGAAAGUAUGGCUAGUACAAGUAAUAGUACUACAGAUGUUACUGAAAAUGGUGCCACAAUCACUCGGGUUAGCCAUGCUGAGGAAUCUAUCAUCCAGGCCACCAAUUUGAGAAACAAUAUUGCCAUCAAGAUUCAAAGAGAAGCUGAAGCUGCUGAUCCAAAAUUUGGUAUCAACAAGACUAAAUGGUACAAGGGAAUCAACAAAGCCAUCCAACCAGUAGAAAAAGGUUAUGAAAAUGGUUGGGGUUGGGAGAAUUAUAAGUUAUAUGAGUCAUUAGAAGCCAAGAAUAAAGUUACUGAAAAGAAAAUCGAUGAAUUGAAUAAAACAAUUGUACAAUUAACAGAAUUAAUCAAAGAACUAAAAAUAAAGAAGGAGUAG